This is a messenger RNA of Acanthosepion pharaonis, 462 nucleotides long. NCBI's taxonomy places the organism in Eukaryota, Metazoa, Mollusca, Cephalopoda, Sepiida, Sepiidae. The record is from the annotation of a GenBank genome assembly.
AUGUCAAAAUUAAUAAAAACGGUUUCUUGCUUUAUUUCUGUCUUUCUUUCUUUUUAUCUAUCUAAGUCUGUUCAUAUGGAUGUAUCUAUCUGUCAGUCUUUUUGUAUCUAUCUGACUGCUCAUAUCUAUCUAUCUAUCUAUCUAUCUAUCUAUCUAUCUAUCUAUCUAUCUAUUUCAGCUCAUAUCUAUAUAUUUCAGUCUGCUCAUAUCUAUCUAUUAUUUUCAUAUCUGUCUAUCUAUCUAUUUAUCUAUCGAUCUCAGUCUGUUCAUACCUAUAUGUCAAUCUGUUCAUAUCUAUCUAUCUAUAUUUCUCAGUUCGUUCGUAUCUCACUCUCUCUCUCUCUCUCUCUCUCUCUCUAUCUAUCUAUCUAUCUAUCUAUCUAUCUCUCUAUCUAUCUCAAUCUGUUCAUUAUCUAUUUAUCUAUCUAUCUAUCUAUCUAUAUCAAGAUGAACGACAAAUAG